Molecule: messenger RNA, 1054 nt
Organism: Hirundo rustica (Barn swallow)
Lineage: Eukaryota; Metazoa; Chordata; Aves; Passeriformes; Hirundinidae
Exons: 2
Coding region: 24-668 (214 amino acids)
Biological process (GO): DNA integration
Molecular function (GO): nucleic acid binding
Source: RefSeq, a predicted model, not a curated record
CCCGGUUUGGAAUCCCGUUAGGAAUGUCAUCAGAUAGGGGACCGCAUUUUGUGGCAGGAAUCAUUCAAGGUGUAGCCAAGGCGCUAGGGAUUAGAUGGGAUUUACACACUCCGUGGAGACCGCAGUCUAGUGGCCAGGUAGAAAGGAUGAAUCAAACAUUGAAAAAUCAGUUGAAAAAGAUUUGCCAGGAAGCCAAAGUUCAGUGGCCCCAAGCUCUGCCAAUAGCAUUAUUGCGCAUCCGAAUAAAACCCAGGGAGAGGAUAGGAGUCAGUCCGUAUGAAGUAUUGUAUGGUAAAGCUUAUCAUGCUGCAACCUAUCAGGGGGACCCCCAUUUGACAGGAGACCAGGUAUUAUUAAAUUAUGUGUUAUCUUUGAAUAAGACUCUUGCAGCUGUACGGGGAGCCUUGCAGUGGAACCGCCCGCUACCACUAGAGAACCCAGUUCAUGACAUCUCGCCGGGAGACCAUGUGUACGUGAAAAAUUGGAGCGUGGAGCCUCUGAAGGAGUCAUGGAAUGGUCCCUACCAAGUGCUGAUGACCACGUACACCGCCGUCAAGGUCGCUGGGAUUGAUAACUGGAUACACUACACCAGGGUGAAGAAGGUACCGACGAGAUGGGAGGUGCAGCCCAUAACGGACACCCGGAUGGUAUUCCGAACAAAGCCCUGAUCAUCUUGAUACUGAUUGUUUGUCAGUUAGUAGCCUCAGCAGUUAUAAUUCAUGUACCAGACCCUUUAGUCUUAGUACCGGAAAGUGGAAAUGUUGAAUUAACCUGUUUGUUUUCUGACAACCAGAAAGCUGGAUCCCAUGAAAUUAAUGUGAGAUGGAGAAAAGGCCUUGACAUCGUAAGUAAAGGAAUAAUGACACUUUGGGAUGACCAUCAGCAAUCAGGAAACACUACCUUAAGGAUUCCUAAAAUCUCAACUUCUGGAGAAGAUGUCUUUUAGGAAUGAUUCUGAAAGAAGGGGCUCACACCAAAAGGGUAAUACAAGCAGUUACCCGAAGAGAAGUGAUACAACCUCGUGUAGCUGAGACUCAAACCUAAGAAAUUGAGC